This is a messenger RNA of Talaromyces marneffei, 714 nucleotides long. RefSeq lists its product as uncharacterized. The transcript has a single exon. The record is from RefSeq and is a predicted model, not a curated record. Bases 1 to 714 code for a protein of 237 amino acids. NCBI's taxonomy places the organism in Eukaryota, Fungi, Ascomycota, Eurotiomycetes, Eurotiales, Trichocomaceae.
AUGACUUCGGAUUGCAUAUAUCCCCACAUUGAAGAGCGCCUGGUCCCAGCCCGCGAAAACCAAGACUAUGAUUCAGAAUGCGCAAUAGAACACUACGACUUCACCUAUCGGAAAUGGACGAGUAAACAAGAAUUUAUAUCUCUCAUCAGAUCCCUCAGCACUCUUGAUCUGCCGAGUGCACACCACAUUGAAGACGUACAAGACAUUUCAGCCGACGACUUAAAACCGAUCUUCAACCUGGAUCAGUUCGACGCCAGCAACAAUGCCAGGGGUAAUGUUCCUGAGCUCCGCAUUUCCAAUUCUUCGUCACCGCCUGACUAUUCUACCGACCGUACAUCCUGGGGAAACGCCGAUGACAUCCCAACGCGAGCACCAAGCGCAGCACUAGAAGAUCUCCCACCUCUUGUCAGAUGUCACGAUGUUCCCGCAAUGGGAUACGCGGAUGACUAUAACAUGGGCAUAGAGAAAUCGGUAUUAUCAAACUGGUCCUUUUCCUCUCUUCUAAACGCCGAUUAUGACGAGCAUGUUAAGGAUGGUUCAGGUGCUGAGGGCGAAUCACUUGACUCGAGCUUAUCCUCAUACAAGGAGGAUGCAGUUAGGGUUACUGAAAGCAAGGACGAUGAGGGUCGGGCUUUCAUUUCGCUGGCAAGCAGUACAAUACCAUCACGGCCCUUGCAUAUGGACGCCCUACAUGCAAAUGAACGGGAGCUAUAG